CUUCCCUUUUUUUUAGUCGGCCGAGUCUAGAGCAGCUGUCUGGGAUUUCAUUAAAGGUAAAACCAGACUCCAAACCCGAUGUCAGUCCACGGUGGGAAACGUCGAUUUAUCAUAAUGGAAAUCCCUCUUUUGAGUGCCUGACGGAGACAUUUAAAACGGAAUGCAGUCGGCUCCGGCGGACCAAGGCUAUGGUGACUCGGGGGGUUCAGCCACUGGCUCAGAGGUGCAGGUGUGCUUCCCCUGUGUGCAGGCCUCAGUGCUGGACAGCCUGAAUCAGCAGCGUGAAGAAGGCCAUCUCUGUGAUCUCUCCAUCCACGUUCAGGGCCAGGUGUUCAAGGCCCAUCGGUGUGUGCUGGCUGCAUCGUCACCUUACUUCCACGACCAGGUGCUGCUGAAGAACAUGUCCACUGUCUCCAUUCCAGCCGUCAUGGACCCCCUGGCCUUUGAGAGCGUCCUCAGUUGCGCGUACACCGGCCAGCUGCGAAUGCUUCGUGAAGACAUCAUUAACUACCUCACCGUUGGCAGUGUGCUUCAAAUGUGGCACAUUGUGGACAAAUGCACUGAGCUCCUCAAAGAGAGCAGGGGAGGUUCCAGUGGUACUCAGGGAUCCAGAGAUAAGGAGAGCACAGGGAAGAGCGGCAGCGCCAACAAGGUCUCCCAAGAGGAUGGAGGAGACACACCUUCGACUCCUCAACCUCCCAGCCGACCUUCCUUCAGCGAGAGCCAGUCCCCAAGCAGCACCAAUUACUUCAGUCCUAGAGACGCAAACUUUGGCGGGGCGAUGGUGACCACUGGAGCAGUAGGAGAGGGUGCUACACACUCCACACCGACCUACUGCAUGCCCUCCGGCGGAGAGGAAGGGUUCAUGAUUGAAGAAGAUGAAGAAGAUGACGACGAGCUCUUGUUUCACAGGAAGAGAGACCAAAGAGGCAAGCAGAAGUGUGCAGCCUCUGCAUCCAAUCAGGAGGUCGGGGUGAGCGACAGUUUUGGAGUUUCGUCGUAUCAAGAUGGAGAUUCCUCACCACCCCAGAAGCGGCCAUCGUACAGUCAGCCGAGCAUCAUGCCAAGAAAACAGUGGGUGGUGGUAAAGACGGAGCACCCGAGAGACAACGAUCUGAUCGUGGUGUCCGGAGGAGAGGAAGGAGGGGAGGAUGAAGAGGAACGAGAGAUGGAGAUGGUCAGGGUGAGGGGCAGGACAUUUAACAUAUCAAAUGUUAGGACCCUCUCUGGACUCAGAGAAGAUGCUGAAAUGGAGGCACAGGCUGACUAUUGCCACUCAUCGGAAGACUACCUCAAGUUGCAGAGGGGUUUGAUCGACCAGACGUCCUCUAAACAUCCUCCUGAGAAUCCCAGUCAAUGCUCCAGUAGGGCCGUGUCCUCCCUGCUCGGCUCAGUUCAGUCGACGGCCCCCAGAGCUCAGCUCUUCCCUCUGGACAUGCAGGGAAACCAUAUUGUCCUGUAUAAUCAAGCCGCCCUAGAGUCAACUUCUCCAUUAGGACUCGCAGGAGGCAUGUCCGGGGUGUCUCUAAAAGGGAGCCUCGAACACGGAGCAGUACACUUACCUGGCCAUAGUGCAAUGGGUAGCGGGAUGGAAGGAUUAGAUGGCGGCACAGCUGGAAACUCAGGCAAGGUUUUCAUGUGUCAUUGUGGGAAGACGUUCACGCACAAGAGCAUGCGGGACCGGCACAUCAACAUGCACCUAGACCUGCGGCCUUUCCACUGCCCCGUCUGCGCCAAGAAGUUCAAAAUGAAACAUCACCUCACUGAGCACAUGAAGACCCACACUGGUCUGAAACCCUAUGACUGCCAUGGCUGCGGGAAGAAGUUCAUGUGGCGCGACAGCUUCAUGAGGCAUCGCUCUCAUUGCGAGAGGCGUGGCAGGGCCAAUGGAAGAUCGGGAUCCGAAGGGUCGGUCAUCUCUCCGCCACAUCACAUGAAUCUCUCGUCAGCCAACGAGACCAAUCAAGGUAGCGGUGGUGCCAGAAGUGGGAUCCCCGUUUUGUCUCCGCAACAUUCCAUGAGCAGCAAUGGUGUCUCUUGUCUCAAUAUGGUCGCCUCAGGGCCGCAUGGCAUUGGUUCUGGUGUUCUGGACAUUGGUGGCAAUCGUAGCGGUUGUGUGGAAGAAGUCUGUGAGGGAAAUGUUGAUGAAAGCAGCGUCACAUAAGAAGUUUGCCUCUGAGACCACCAUCCCGCAAAACCAGAACACUUGUCUUUGGUUUUAAGGGACUAUGUGCACAGUUGUCUGAUCCUUUACCUCAUGUUGAUGAGUGCGCCAUACAAGAUGUCCCAUUUGUGUUGGAUAAUAAAAUAAUACCAAUGACCAAA
Molecule: messenger RNA, 2325 nt
Organism: Carassius carassius (crucian carp)
Lineage: Eukaryota; Metazoa; Chordata; Actinopteri; Cypriniformes; Cyprinidae
Gene: zbtb22b
Product: zinc finger and BTB domain containing 22b
Exons: 4
Coding region: 161-2164 (667 amino acids)
Biological process (GO): regulation of transcription by RNA polymerase II
Molecular function (GO): DNA-binding transcription factor activity, RNA polymerase II-specific; protein binding; RNA polymerase II cis-regulatory region sequence-specific DNA binding
Source: RefSeq, a predicted model, not a curated record